AUGGGAAAAACCAGUAAAGAUAAGAGAGAUCUUUAUUAUAGAAGAGCCAAGGAGGAAGGCUGGAGAGCAAGGUCUGCUUUCAAGCUCUUGCAGCUUAAUGAGCAGUUCAACCUUUUCAAAGAUGUUCGCAGAGUGGUCGAUCUGUGUGCAGCACCCGGAUCUUGGUCUCAGGUCCUUAGCAGGGAGCUCUAUGAAAAGCAGUCAAACAACAGUGAAACUCCCGCCAAAAUUGUCGCCGUAGAUCUACAACCAAUGUCUCCAAUCGACGGAGUGACCACUUUACAGGCUGAUAUCACUCACCCUAAGACGUUAGAGAAAAUACUGGAAAUCUUUGGAGGUGAGCCUGCAGACUUUGUCUGUUCAGACGGAGCUCCCGAUGUUACUGGUCUACAUGAUUUGGAUGAAUAUAUACAAAGUCAACUUAUUUUGAGUGCUUUACAAUUAACUACCUGCAUUUUGAAGCCUGGAGGAUCGUUUGUGGCCAAAAUUUUUAGAGGAAAGGAUAUUGACUUGCUGUACUCCCAAAUGGGUUUCUUAUUUGAACAUGUAACAUGCGCUAAGCCAAGAUCUUCCCGUGGUACAUCGUUGGAAAGCUUCAUAGUGUGUCAAGGUUACCGACCCAGAGAUGGUUGGAAGGGCACCUUGGAUGGAAAAAAUUUACUUACACCAGAACUGUUCUUUGAGGAUGUCAAUCUUGGUAAGAGGAUUAAGUUUGACUCCGAUUUACCAAACACCAAAGAUUUUGAAGAGGAAAGGCACGUCGCUCCUUUUAUUGCAUGCGGAGAUCUUUCAAGCUAUGAUUCAGACGCAACCUACACCCUAGAGGAAGAUUUCAGAACUGUAAGUCUGGAUCCAGUGCAAUCACCGACGGCUCCACCCUACAAAAAAGCGUUAGAACUCAAGAGGCUGGGUCAACUUAAAAUACAUGUAAAGUAG
Molecule: messenger RNA, 936 nt
Organism: Komagataella phaffii GS115
Lineage: Eukaryota; Fungi; Ascomycota; Pichiomycetes; Pichiales; Pichiaceae
Product: 2'-O-ribose methyltransferase, methylates the 2'-O-ribose of nucleotides
Exons: 1
Coding region: 1-936 (311 amino acids)
Biological process (GO): cytoplasmic translation; tRNA methylation
Cellular component (GO): cytoplasm
Molecular function (GO): tRNA methyltransferase activity
Source: RefSeq, a predicted model, not a curated record